UUUUGUAAUGUGAAGACCAAGAUUUCUCUUAUUUUUAUCGAGUGGACAGGACUUUUAUUUUGAUGUGACGGCAUGACGUCAUAAGCCUGCGCUCCCGCAUCUGUGAUUCGGCUGAAGAAAGGUUUGUUUGCAGGCUUUUAAAGUGUUCAAAUCAGUACAACCAGUAUAGAGAGAACUGUGGCAUUAAUUCAUUAUUAAUCUACAUAACGUAGUAAUGUAACAGUGCUGAACAUUUUCAGGAGUGAGGCUCAUCCACACGCGAGUAUCAGAGGAGUCGCUUCUCUGUAACUCUGACACUGGCACCAAGUGAUGGAGAUCUGAGCUUUUUGAAAAUCAAGUCAGUUUAAUCAAACGUGUAUUAAAACAGUGUGAAUGCAAAGAGAACAAACAUCUCAAAUGAUGUAAAUGAAUGAAUUAAUAAGUGAGUGAGUGAAUGAAUGAAUGCAUACAUAUAAAUAAAAUAUGUAAUCUGUUAAAUACGAAUAUUGAGAAUCUGUAUGAUUCACAUUUGUAGCACUCAUUUUGAGUGGUUUUGGCUGUGCAGAUCAUUUAAAGCCAUUAACUCUCACUCUGACAGAUUCCCUUAUUAGUGUACUGACUACUCAACUAGGGAGCUGGUUGAGAAACAAAGUCUUAGUUUGCAUUUAUUUUUCUUUCUGUUAACUAUCUUAAACAGGACAAAGUGUUUGAACACAGAAAAACUUGACUGAGAUGUAUGUGACACGAUUAUAAAGAUGGCGUUUAUUAAAGAGGAGACUGAAGACGUGAAGAUUGAAGAAGCAUUCAGUCUGAAACAAGAAGAUACCGAGGAACAACCAGGCCUAACAGCACUUAAAGAGGAGAGUCAAGAACUGAAUGAAACAGAAGAGGAAAAUCAGUAUGAGAAACAUCAUGACUUCAUGACUAAAAUAGGUCAGAAGAUCAAGCCUAAAAGUUCUUUCACUUGUCCUCAAUGUGGGAAAUGUUUCAGCCAAAAACAAAAACUUGAUGUCCACAUGAGAGUUCACACUGGAGAGAAGCCUUUCACCUGCCAACAGUGUGGAAAGUGUUUCACUCAAAAAGGAAACCUUGAAAAACACAUGAGAAUUCACACCGGAGAGAAGCCGUUCACCUGUCAAGAGUGCGGAAGGUGCUUCACAGCAAAACUAAACCUUAAGUGUCACUUGAGAAUUCACACUGGAGAAAACGCUUUCACCUGCCACGAGUGUGGAAAAAGUUUCAAUCGAAAACAAAGCCUUGAAGUCCACAUGAGAAUUCACACUGGAGAGAAGCCUUACACUUGCCAGUGUGGAAAGAGUUUUUCUCAGAAAAUCAUCCUUGAUUACCACUUGAACAUUCACAUUGGAGAGAGAUUGUUCAUCUGCCAACAGUGUGGAAAAGAAUUUACUCAAAAACACAGCCUUGAAGUUCACAUGAGACUUCACACUGGAGAGAAACCGUACACUUGCACUCAGUGUGGAAAGCGCUUCACACAUAGAAACACCCUGAAUUACCACAUAAGAAGUCACAAAAGAGAGAAGCUGUUCACAUGUGAUCAGUGUGGAAAGAGCUUCACAACAGAAGUGAACCUUAGAUAUCACAUGAACAUCCACACUGGAGAAAAGCCGUUCGAAUGUGAUCAGUGUGGAAAGUGUUACAGUCAUAAAAGUAGCCUCAGCAUUCACAUGAGACUUCACACUGGAGCAAGGCCGUACGCCUGCAAACUAUGUGGGAAGAGCUUCUCACAAAAAGGAAAUCUAAAUACUCACAUGAGAAUUCACACGAGAGAGAAGCCAUUCAUUUGUGUGGAAAAUCUGAUGGGGCUAAAAGGGGAGAAUCAGGAACUGAAUGAAAUGGAAGAUAAUGAAUUUAAGAAACAUGAUUUCAUGACUGGAGAAAAAUCUUUUAGUUGCUCGAAGACUAAAAAAACUCGAAAAAGAGCUCAAAAGACUGGAACGAGAAAACAUUUUAUCUGCCAACAGUGUGGAAAAAGUUAUGAUCAACGUAGAUGUCUCAAACUCCACAUGCAUAUUCACACAGGAGAGAGGCCUUUUGCCUGCCAGCAGUGUGGAAAACGUUUCCCUCGAAAAGAAAACCUCACAGUCCACAUGAAAAUUCACACUAGAGAGAUCCAAUUCACCUGCCAACAGUGUGGAAAGAGCUUCAUUGAUAAAGGAAACAUGAAAGCCCACAUGAAAAUUCACACUGGAGAGAAACCUUUUGCUUGCCAACAGUGUGAAAAAAGAUUCGUUCGAAAAUCAAGCCUUAAAACUCACAUGGCAAUUCACAAUGGAGAGAAACCUUACACCUGCCCUCAGUGUGGAACAAGUUUUGCACAAAAUGGCACACUUAAUGCCCACAUGAGAAUUCACACCGGAGAGAAGCCGUUUGUAUGCAGUUACUGUGGAAAGAGUUUCAGAUUUACAGUAACCCUUAACAGGCACAUGAAGACUCACACAAGAGAGAAGGGUUUUAAAUGUCAUCAGUGUGGAAAGAGUUUCACAGAUGAGAAACGCCUUAAGAGUCAUGUAAACUCUCAUAUCGGACACAUGCCUUUCAUGUGCCAUCACUGUGGAAGGGGUUUCGAACACAAAUCAAGUCUUGAUAACCACAUGAGAGUUCACACUGGAGAAAAGCCUUUCACCUGCCAACAGUGUGGGAAGAGUUUUGCACUUAAAGGAAACCUAAAGUCUCACACGAGGCUUCACACCAGAGAGAAGCCUUUCCCGUGUCUUCACUGUGAAAAGAGUUUCAAAUAUCAAAGAGAGCUAAAAUGUCAUUUGCAAACCCAUUCUGGAAAGAAAUUGCGGGGUUCUUAAUGGGCAAGAAGUUUACAAAAAGGAGCCAUAUCUAAAAUCACCUAUGCAUUCUCUCUGGAUUAAGGUUCUUUCGCCAUAACACUUACAGAAUCAUAUGAAAAUUCAUGCAGAUGUGAAACCAUGUUCUUUUUCUUUUUGUGGAAAAAGUUUUUAAUGGCUCAGCAGUUUAAAAUGCCACCAGAAAAUUUGUAUCUGUAUUAAGUUAAAGCUAUGUUCACACAGCAGCUCAAUUUGGCUUGAAUUAGUUCAUUAUUGUUAUUACUUUUUUGCAUUCAGUGUUGCAAACUAAUGUACCCAGUAGUAUUGUUGAAACAACAUUAACAAUUAAAAUGCUAUACAAACAUUUUUAAGUGAAUGUGAAAAUCACUUGAAAUACAAAUGACACAUUUCCAGGAAAGUAACUUUAUUUUCUAUUUAAAAUGUUGAACACAAUUUAUGAUAAAUUUUUAGGUUACACUUUAUUUUAAGGUGUCCUUGUUACAGUGUAAUUAUACAUUUAAGUACUGAGUAAUAUUAAUGAACUAUAUGUACUUACUAUAUGGUCAGGGUUAGGAUUAGGGCUUGGUUUAGGGUUACUAGUAAGUACAUGUAACGUGUAACAAGGACACCUUCAUAAUAAAGUAGUUUAUUCGAAACUUUAUUUAAAAUGUCUUUAUUUAAAAUUUAAAACAUGCAGUUUCCAUCAGUGUUCCUGUUACGGCCCAUAACCAUUUUGAAGGCUCGUUAAUUCCAACAUGAAAAAAAAAAGGACACAGGCCGAACAUAUUUAAAGAACCACAACACCUGAUGUGAAUUUAAAGACGCCUCUAUUUAAUUGGUUGAAGGAAUUCAACUUAAACAUUCAGGUAAUAAUACACAACAAUUCACCAAAAUAUAGAAGAAAGAAUAAUUAAGAUUAAAGUACUGUUACGUCUCUGGACGUAAUGUGUCAUUUUUUUUUAAUUUAUAUUUAUUUUUUUAUGUUGUGAAUUGUUGUUGUGCAGUUCGUUGUCUCUCUUUUGCUCUAUCUCUCCCUCUCCUUCUGAGUAGGCUUGAUUGGGUUCAGCUGUGGCAGAUUACGUUGAUGAGAGCGGGAGUCUUGAAAUACUGGGAAAGACGGCAAUGCAGGAGAGCUUCUGGUGCACACGUCGUAGAGCUCCGUUGUCGUUUGUCCCUCAUCUCCUGCCCCAGACAUUUAGAUUUUUGUUGGAGUUCUAAAUGUUAGUGUGUUCUUUUGAGUGAGUUAAGCCUGUGUGGCCAGUUUUCACUGUUGAGUUAUGAGGACAUUUGUCUUGUUACUUUGGUAUGAGUUUAUCUUUGUAUUAUAUUCUAUUUAUAUGUUUUUGUUUAUUUAGACUGCUGCUGAUUAUGACAUUUGUUAAUGCUUAAUUCCUUAUUUUUGGAAGCCGUAGGGAGGAGGUUGCCAUUUAUUUUUCCUGAGUAGUUUUCUCUUGUUUAUGGUCAGAUAGGGAGUAAGGAAAGACUUUUGUACUUUCUUUGGUAUUUUUAUUUUGAUAGGUAAGUUACAUUUAUUUCUCUUUUAGUUAGAACCAUUUUUGUUUGUUAUUUUGGCCUGAACCCCUUCUGAAGAUUCACGCUUCCUGCUAUUCACAUUUGUGUCAAUAAAAAGCUUACUUUUGACACUAAUUUCGUUUUUGGUAGUAUUUGUUUGUGAGCUGGGACAGGAGAAGGGAUAUGCAUAAAAUUAAUUGUUUUAUUUGUCAUCGACAUUCCUAACCCUAGACGGGGAGGUCGUGACAA
Molecule: messenger RNA, 4538 nt
Organism: Onychostoma macrolepis
Lineage: Eukaryota; Metazoa; Chordata; Actinopteri; Cypriniformes; Cyprinidae
Product: oocyte zinc finger protein XlCOF6-like
Exons: 3
Coding region: 735-2798 (687 amino acids)
Source: RefSeq, a predicted model, not a curated record